This is a messenger RNA of Lucilia sericata (common green bottle fly), 852 nucleotides long. RefSeq lists its product as uncharacterized. The transcript has a single exon. The coding region runs from base 1 to 852 and encodes 283 amino acids. The record is from RefSeq and is a predicted model, not a curated record. Lineage: Eukaryota; Metazoa; Arthropoda; Insecta; Diptera; Calliphoridae.
AUGAAUGUCUCGGACAUACGUGAUUUAGAAAAAAAUGGUUUCUUUUUGCCUCAUCAUGGUGUGUUAAGAGAGAGUAGUUCUACCACUAAAUUGAGGGUAGUUUUUGAUGGUAGCUGUAAAAGGUCUGCUCAAUCUUCCUUGAAUGAGGAACUACCUGGUCCUGCAUUGCAAAAUGAUUUGCCCACAAUUAUAAAUCGGUGGAGACGUUUUAAAAUUGGGUUUCGGGCAGAUUUGGAGAAGAUGUUCCGACAAAUACUUGUGGUACAGGAACAACGAAAGUUUCAACAAAUUUUGUGGAGAAAUAGUGGCUCUGAACAGAUAUCAAUUUAUAAGCUAUCAACGGUUACUUAUGGUACUACACCCGCUCCUUUUCUUUCGAUUAGGGUUUUACAACAACUAGCGUUGGACGAAAAGGAAAAAUAUCCGAUGGCAUGUAGUGUGCUCAAUUCAGAUACUUAUGUCGAUGACGUAAUUUCUGGAGCUGAUAGUCUAUCUGAAGCUUACCAUUUGCAUACUCAAUUAUGUAGUUUACUUAAUGAAGGCAAGUUUAAUUUACGUAAAUGGACAACAAACUCGAAGGAAUUGCUAGAAUUGAUUCCUGUAGACUACAGACAAAAAUCUGAUAUAUUUGAACUAAAUCAACCUAAUACCGUAAAGGCUCUUGGACUCGAGUGGAACACGAUAGGCGACUGCUUUUCAUUUAAGAUCAAUAUUGAAGAUACAUCAGUAGUUACCAAAAGAAGUUUACUCUCAGACUCAGCAAAACUUUAUGACCCUUUAGGCUGGCUUUCCCCUACUACAAUUCUGGCUAAAAUUGAAUUUCAAAAUUUGUGGUUGCUUGGCAUUGAAUAG